GGGACCAUUUCCGUGUCACCAUUCACCAUAGGGCUUUCAGACUGUUGAGGCUGGAGGCUCCAAGUGCUGCCUGCUGCAGAUGGGUCAAAGAAGAGCAAAAACCACAGCUGACACAGUGGUUUCCCUUUAGUGGGAUCACUGAGCUGGUAAAUAACGUUCUACAACCACAGCAAAAACAGCAAAAUGAAAAGGAGCCCCAGACAAAAUUACAUCAACAAUUUGAAAUGUAUAAGGAGCAAGUGAAGAAGAUGGGUGAAGAAUCACAGCAGCAGCAGGAGCAGAAGGGUGAUGCCCCAACCUGUGGCAUCUGCCACAAAACAAAAUUUGCUGAUGGCUGUGGCCAUAACUGUUCAUAUUGCCAAACUAAAUUCUGUGCACGCUGUGGAGGACGAGUAUCUUUACGGUCAAAUAAGGUAAUGUGGGUAUGUAACUUGUGCCGAAAACAACAAGAAAUCCUCACAAAAUCAGGAGCCUGGUUCUAUAACAGUGGAUCAAAUGCACCACAGAAGCCUGACCAAGAAGGUAUUAGAGGUCUGCGGAACGAGGAAGCACCCCAAGAGAAAAAAGCAAAGCUCCAAGAGCAUUUGCAGUACCAAGGACCACCAGGUGACAUAUCCACACAAGUUUUGGACAAAAACAGAUCUCAAGGACUCACCAGGCAAGACUCGAUUAAGAAUGGUUCUGGAGUAAAGCACCAAAUAACAAGUGACACAACAUCAGACAGGUAAGAAAGAUCUGAAAAGAUCUGUUGAAUUUAUGCUACAAAUUUAAUUUUUUCUUUUUGAGCUUUAUCUUGUCCUUAUAGUAUAAAAUAGAUAAUUGGGUUUAUUGAAACAACCCUCACCAGAAGCAGCUGAGGAGCGGCUUACUGUGUUCACAGUAACUUACUGUGGUCACAGACAAUGUGUGUUCUUCACUCAUAAAAAGAAUUCAUGGAGAAUAACAGUUGCAGUGUGACAGAACUUGUCCAUGUGCUUGGAGAUUUGUUGAAUCAUAGUGAGUGUGCUGUACCUGAGUGUUUUUGGCUGCUCACUUGGUAGCAGAAUGUUUGUAAUCCAAAACAAGGCUCAGCAAAGCAUGUUAGUGGAUGAU
Meleagris gallopavo (turkey) is the source of this 1092-nucleotide messenger RNA. The record is from RefSeq and is a predicted model, not a curated record. Lineage: Eukaryota; Metazoa; Chordata; Aves; Galliformes; Phasianidae.